Molecule: messenger RNA, 885 nt
Organism: Parnassius apollo (apollo)
Lineage: Eukaryota; Metazoa; Arthropoda; Insecta; Lepidoptera; Papilionidae
Source: the annotation of a GenBank genome assembly
AUGUACCGCGCGUAUUACGCCGAAAUGGCUGCAGUUCCGGCUCCGGAGCGCAGCAGCCUGCGUACCGUGAACGUGUGUCACGAGGCGGCACCAGGGCGAUGCGUGCGCGCCAUCUGUUGGCAGCCUGAGGGCAUGCAGUUCGCCGCUGUGCACGCGCUCGUGGUCUUUGACCGACGUUCGCUGGCGCCGCAGCCGUCAUACGUGUGGGACGCGAGCCGCCCACAGGCGCCACUCCUAACGCUGGGAGCACGCGAUGAUGCGCUCCUGGACGUGGCGUACGCGCCGCGUGUCCCACACUCGCUGGCCGCCUCACUGCUGAGCGGCCGCGUAGGCGUGUGGGACACGCGCAGUGGUGGCGACCCGGCGCUGCUCUGUCCCCAACACAUCGCCCACCGCGACCUCGCCCGCCGCCUGCUCUUCAUCAACACCAAAUCUGGACAGGAGUUCUUCUCAAGCGGGCCCGACGGCGUCUGCAAGUGGUGGGACAUGCGCAAUUUGAACGAAGUCACAGAUGAGCUGAUUAUUGACUUGGUCAAAUCAUCCACGGAGCCGCAGAACAUGGCCACCGCGAACGGCGUCAGUGCACUUGAAUAUGAGCCCACAAUUCCGAGUCGGUUCAUGGUGGGUACCGAGAACGGACUCGUAAUUAGCGGAAACCGUAAAGGCAAGACUGCUUUUGACAAGCUGCCAGCGAAGUACGAGGCGCAUUUGGGACCAGUGUGGUCGCUGGAGCGGAAUCCAGGCUUCCUGAAGAACUUCCUCACGGUAGGCGACUGGUCGGCGCGCGUGUGGAGCGAGGACUGCCGCGAUUCUGCGAUCAUCUGGACGCCGCCGAGCCGCCACCGCAUCACUGCAGGUGCCUGGAGCCCCACAAGGUUACCAUAA